CAGAUCAACAUGGUUAGCCGAACCGAGCAUCCUGCUGGCGGAUACAAAAAGCUUUUUGAGACAUGUGAGGAGUUCGCUGAGCCCACACCUGCCCAAGUCACUGGGGAAAUUCCAGCAUGGCUACAUGGCAGUCUGCUUCGUCUGGGCCCUGGACUCUUCGAGAUCGGAGAUGAACCCUUCCUCCACCUCUUUGAUGGCCAGGCACUCAUGCACAAGUUCGACCUGAAGGCUGGGCAUGUCACUUAUUAUCGCAAGUUUAUCAGAACGGAUGCUUAUGUGCGUGCUCUGACAGAGAAAAGGAUUGUGAUCACUGAAUUUGGCACUGCAGCCUAUCCAGAUCCUUGCAAAAACAUCUUCUCCAGGUUUUUCACUUACUUCCAAGGCAUUGAAGUAACAGACAACUGCCUAGUGAAUGUGAUCCCAAUUGGUGAAGACUUCUAUGCUUGCACAGAGACCAACUUUAUUACCAAAGUAAAUCCAGACACACUGGAAACAAUAAAAAAGGUAGACUUGUGCAAUUAUGUCUCAAUCAAUGGUGCAACUGCACAUCCACACAUUGAACAAGAUGGCACAGUGUACAACAUUGGAAACUGUUUUGGGAAGAAUUUGUCAUUGGCUUAUAACAUUGUCAAAAUCCCCCCAUCACAGAAAGACAAAUCUGAUCCAAUUGAAAAGUCCAAAGUUGUGGUGCAGUUCCCCAGCAGUGAGAGAUUCAAGCCAUCUUAUGUUCACAGCUUUGGUAUGACAGAGAAGUACUUUGUGUUCGUUGAGACCCCGAUAAAGAUUAACCUCUUGAAAUUCUUGAGUUGCUGGAGUAUCACAGGGACAAAUUAUAUGGACUGCUUUGAGUCAAAUGACAAGAUGGGAACAUGGUUUCAUUUGGCUGCCAAACAUCCUGGAGAAUAUAUUGGCCACAAAUUCAGGGCAUCUGCCUUCAAUCUCUUUCAUCACAUAAACUGUUAUGAAGACCAAGGUUUCAUAGUGGUGGACCUGUGCACCUGGAAAGGGUACGAGUUCGUGUAUAACUACUUGUACUUGGCAAACCUAAAGCAGAACUGGGAGGAGGUGAAAAAAACUGCAAUGAGAGCACCACAGCCAGAAGUACGAAGAUAUGUGCUUCCUCUAGACAUCUACCGGGUAAGAUAUGUGCUUCCUCUAGACAUCUACUGGGUAAGAUAUGUGCUUCCUCUAGACAUCUACCGGGUAAGAUAUGUGCUUCCUCUAGACAUCUACUGGGUAAGAUAUGUGCUUCCUCUAGACAUCUACCGGGUAAGAUAUGUGCUUCCUCUAGACAUCUACCGGGUAAGAUAUGCAUUUCCUCUAGACAGCUACAGGGUAAGAUAUGUGCUUCCUCUAGACAUCUCCCGGGUAAGAUAUGCAUUUCCUCUAGGCAGCUACAGGGUAAGAUAUGUGCUUCCUCUUGACAUCUACCGGGUAAGAUAUGCAUUUCCUCUAGACAGCUACAGGGUAAGAUAUGUGCUUCCUCUUGACAUCUACCGGGUAAGAUAUGCAUUUCCUCUAGACAGCUACAGGAUAAGAUAUGUGCUUCCUCUUGACAUCUACCGGUUAAGAUAUGCAUUUCCUCUAGACAGCUACAGGGUAAGACAUGUGCUUCCUCUUGACAUCUACCAGGUAAGAUAUGCAUUUCCUCUAGACAGCUACAGGGUAAGAAAUGUACUUGUUUAGACACCUACCGGGCAAGGGAAUAAUUUGUGAAAAAUAUUAUUUUUUUCAUUGCAUCACAUUAUUGUGUGUCACCAAAUAAAUCUACAGCAUUUCCAUUUAGAAUACAUACGCUCCUGAAUAUAAAGCAUAUUUUGAAUGAAAUGUAUAAACAGGUACUCAGGACUCUCAGGUUAUGGUAUAAUGGUUUGCCAUGUGUGUGUUUGUUUGCUCAUUGACUGACAGGAAGAGCCAGGAAAGAACAUGAUCUCAUUGCCAUAUACCACUGCCACUGCAGUCAUGGGCAGUGAGGGGACGGUUUGGCUAGAA
Electrophorus electricus (electric eel) is the source of this 1992-nucleotide messenger RNA. Lineage: Eukaryota; Metazoa; Chordata; Actinopteri; Gymnotiformes; Gymnotidae. The record is from RefSeq and is a predicted model, not a curated record.